Messenger RNA from Laccaria bicolor S238N-H82, 659 nucleotides. RefSeq lists its product as uncharacterized. Bases 483 to 659 code for a protein of 58 amino acids. The transcript has 2 exons. The record is from RefSeq and is a predicted model, not a curated record. Lineage: Eukaryota; Fungi; Basidiomycota; Agaricomycetes; Agaricales; Hydnangiaceae.
GUGGCUACCACUUUUAUGAUAAAACUAAGGCAAUUGCCUGUAGAGCUGUGUGUAUAAGUCCACAAGUUUUAUGAAAGGCAUUUCAUAGAUGUGUCCUGUGUUUUCUUUCUCAUAAAACCUAUGUUCUUUUCAUAAGAUAUAGGCAAGGCCACAGAGUGCUUUUCAUAAUUAAACCUGUGCACUUUCAAUAGGUAUUUCAUUCACUGGGUUAGGUGUAUUCAUUGCCUUUUUCAUAAUUAAUGGUGUGCACUUUCAUUGAAUAUUUCAUUAGGAAUUUUGGACGCUUUCAUUGCUUUUUUCAUAAUUAAUCCUGUGUGAUUUCAAUAAAUAUUUCAUUCACUAGUGAAUGAAAUAUUUAUUGAAAUCACACAGGAUUAAUUAUGAAAAAAGCAAUGAAAGCGCCCAAAAUUCCUAAUGAAAUAUUCAAUGAAAGUGCACACCAUUAAUUAUGAAAAAGGUAAUGAAUACACCUAACCCAGUGAAUGAAAUACCUAUUGAAAGUGCACAGGUUUAAUUAUGAAAAGCACUCUGUGGCCUUGCCUAUAUCUUAUGAGAAGAACAUAGCCUUUAUGAGAAAGAAAGACACAGGACACACCUAUGAAAGGCCUUUCAUAAAACUUGUGGACUUAUACACACAGCUCUACAGGCAAGUGCCUUAG